Molecule: messenger RNA, 1800 nt
Organism: Vanessa atalanta (red admiral)
Lineage: Eukaryota; Metazoa; Arthropoda; Insecta; Lepidoptera; Nymphalidae
Exons: 3
Coding region: 251-730 (159 amino acids)
Source: RefSeq, a predicted model, not a curated record
ACCGUGAACUGACUCAACUUUAAAUCUCAUUCAAUGUUUGAAUUUCAUUCGAGUUUUUUAUUAUCACAAAGACAAAAUAAAUACAAAUUACAAUUGACUUAAAAUUAGCAUUAACAAAAACCAUUCUUAUCAAAAUAAUAACUUUUGUCACCCUGGAAGUGAAAAAACCAUCUGUAUACAAUACUUAAAACCACAUUGCAGACGCGAUAAAAGUUAUUGGUGCAGAGAAUAUCGUCAACUUCCUCGCAGUAUGUCGAACCCAGGAUUAACAUCUGAAGCUCAACUUCGAUACAUUCUACAAUGGUUUGGGGAGUUCAGUGAGCUGCAGCGGGAAGACUUUCUACCAGUAUUGGCAGCUGCGCACGGUGGCAAGCCGGACCAGUUAGCUAGUACACUAGCAGCUCUUUCCUGUGACGAUAAGCCUGUCAGCUUGUUUCAAUGUCGUAUAAAACUAUUUAAUGAAUGGUUUCCUACCUGGGCAGAAGAAGAAAGGGAUAGACUUGUAAAAGCUGUAUCUGAAAUUGAUUCGGAAUUUGGUAUUAAACUGCAAGAUGCACUUGUGAAUGGUUUCAAAUUGAAUGGUGACCUUGAUGAAGAACAUAAGUUGCAUUUUGGGAUAGAAAAUGUUCAGCCUGAAGAGGACCUAAUCGAGUCUGGUAGUAAUGAAAACAGUGAAACAUUAACAGUUUCACAGGAGAAUAGCAAUGUAGAAAUCGCUGCUGCCUCCUAAAAUGCACAAAAAUUGAUUUUGGAUACUUUCAUAGUAUUAUUUUAUUUAUUUUUAUAGUAAAAAUAUUUUUCAUAUAACUAUAGAAAAAUGCCAUAUGUCAGUGAGGCAUGUUUUUUGUAAGUAAUUAUACUUUGGUACCUUUGUACCUGAAUUUUAGAUCUUAUUUGUUGUUGAAAUAAGGAUGAAAUUUUAUUAAUUUAAACUAUUAGGUUUAAGGAUUUAUAUGUCUAUAACAUUCCAUAUUUAGAGCAUUCCAUUAGCUAUUUUAGCAGUUUCCUACAGUUUUAGAAUCUCAUAUAAAUCAUAUCUUUCUUCCAUUAUAUUAUUCCAUAUAUAUCAGUAUUUAGAUAUUAAUAUAAACAUAUUGAUACAUUUAUGUAUUAAAUAUUGAUAAUCAAAAUAUAUUUAUAAAAUACUCUUUGUGAUAUAUAAAUAAACAAUGGUUGUAUUUUCUUUUUUCGCAAAUAUUUGCAAAUCAAAUGAAGUUUUCAUAUUAUGUGUACAACAAGUCGAGAUUUGCUAAAUUUUAUGUUUUCAUAGCAGAAAAAUAAUUCAAAAAGCUCAAAUUGUUACCAUAUACCACACUUUUUAGCUUUUUUUUUUAUGGUGUUAAUGUUAUAGAAUUAUGUGUAAGUUUUAUUGAGAAAUAAAAUCGGAAUUAGGCAUUUAUUUCAAUAUAAAGUACUUUGUACAAAUAGACUGGAGCUGAAAUUGAUAUUGCCAUUUAACCCGUCUUCUAAUUUGGUUUAAUUAUUUACAAGAUAAACAUAUUAUUUAUAUCUGUUGAGAAAUAAAAACCGAUAAGCUAAAAGCAAACUUCAGUUCCAAAGACCUAUAGGAAAUGAGUACAAACAAUACAAUAUAGUGCCAAGAUUUUGUAUUCCUUUAUACGCAUAGUGAUUUUUUAUUAUUAUUAAAAUAUAAUUUAGGUAUUAAGGUAAAAAAGAAAAUUGUUAAGCGGUUCGAGUGAUAGAAAGGUGCUGGUGCUUAGCAAUUGAAGAGAAAGGCAUCUGAUAUUCAUUAAAUCAUACGUACACAUAUUAAAAUUAUAUAUAUGUCGUGAAUAUGAA